AUGGCUUUUAUAAUUGGCAAGUGGUCAGAUGAAAGUAAAGCAGACAGCAGAAUUCAAGGAAUUGCUGAUGAUGUUAAAGUUGCAGUGGAAGGUAAACUUCAAAAAAAAAUGACAACCUAUAAAGUAAUUUCCUAUAGACAACAAAUCGUUUUGGGAAUGAAUUAUUUAAUCAAGAUUCAAACUUUUAAUGGAUACAUUCAUAUCAAAGUAUUUGUCAGCUCAAGUGGCUCCGCAUUAUUAAGAGAUAUUCAAGAAAAGAAAACUUUAAAAGACCCAUUAAACCCAUUUUAA
Molecule: messenger RNA, 291 nt
Organism: Dictyostelium purpureum
Lineage: Eukaryota; Evosea; Eumycetozoa; Dictyosteliales; Dictyosteliaceae
Exons: 1
Coding region: 1-291 (96 amino acids)
Cellular component (GO): cytosol
Molecular function (GO): cysteine-type endopeptidase inhibitor activity
Source: RefSeq, a predicted model, not a curated record